Molecule: messenger RNA, 1494 nt
Organism: Dioscorea cayenensis subsp. rotundata (Guinea yam)
Lineage: Eukaryota; Viridiplantae; Streptophyta; Magnoliopsida; Dioscoreales; Dioscoreaceae
Product: GDSL esterase/lipase At1g28580-like
Exons: 5
Coding region: 142-1302 (386 amino acids)
Molecular function (GO): hydrolase activity, acting on ester bonds
Source: RefSeq, a predicted model, not a curated record
UCCUCAGCUGUUUGUAUUCAUGUUCCUUCAUUACUACUGAAUUUGAAUGCCAGUAUCUCUCUUUCUAUCUAUAUUACGCUACAUCUGUCUCUGUUCCACACAAUACAUAUCAAACUAAAAGAAAGCUAUUCACUGAUUGUGAUGAUGGCUUCAUUGUGUUUGAGUUCCUCAAUUGUUUUGCUCCACCACUACCUCAUCAUCAUCAUCAUCUUUUCUCUGCUACAAAGUUCUCAGUUACGGUCAGCCAUGGCUGACUGCAAUUGCUUCUGUUCUAUCAUCAAUUUUGGAGACUCCAGUGCUGACAAUGGCAACUUACUGUACUACCUUCACUACCAAAACCAUGUUGGCUACCCUCCAAACGGAGAAACCUUCUUCGGUCAUCCUACCGGCCGUUUUUCUGAUGGCCGCAUCAUCAGUGAUUUUCUUGCUGAGUGGAUGGGGUUGCAAUUCUUGCCAGCAUACUUGAGAGGUCCAGAUGGGCAUGACUUUGAGAAGGGAGUGAAUUUUGCAUUUGGUGGCGCCACUGCAGUGAACACCACCUUCUUCACAGACCAUGGACUUCCACUUCCUGUGAGGAACAUCUCUCUGUAUGAUCAGAUAGGCUGGUUCAAAGAUAUGCUCCAUGACCACUGUUCCUCUCAUUCAGAUUGUGAGGAUAUGUUGAAUAGAACUCUAUUCAUUGUUGGUCAAAUUGGAGGAAAUGAUUUCUAUAACCCACUUCUCCAGGGAACAGCAGUUCACCAAAUUAAAACCAUUAUAUUUCCUGCUAUAAUUCAGUCAGUUAUUUCAGCAAUUAAGACUUUAAUUGAGUUGGGAGCAAGAACAAUUGUGGUUCCAAACCUUCACCCAGAGGGAUGCAUGCCCGCUCUUCUUUCUACAUUUCAAAGUUCCGGACAAGAUUACUAUGACAAGAGAACAGGUUGCAUUAAAUGGUUGAAUGAGCUCACAGAGUUCUACAAUCAAUUGCUUCAGGUUGAGCUUCAACAAAUUCAACAUCUAUUCCACAAUAUCACCAUCUUCUUUGCAGAUUUCUAUGGACUCAUGUAUGAAAUUUUGGAGUCACCACAAAGAUAUGGAUUUGGAAGCCAACCUUUGCUAGCAUGUUGUGGUGGAAACGGUCCAUAUAACAUUGAAUAUGGUUUGGAUUGUGGGGAUAAAGGGUCAAAGACAUUUGGUGAUCCAUCCAGCUUUGUGUUUUGGGACUCUCAUCAUCCUACUGAAGCUGUUAAUAAGAUAUUUGCUACUCUUUUGUUCAAUGCAUUGUGUGGUUUGCCUUUAAGCACAAGUUCUUGGGAGGAAUGAUCUUCAACUUCGACCAGAGUCUUUUAUCCAGAUUUAAAGAUUAUAUUUAUGGAAGUAUGUUGUUGACAGGGGUUUGGGCACAAUUUGGUCUGUGUGCGGCAUGCAUAAUUGAUGAUCCAUUAUUGUAUCCACGUCUUUUCAGCAAGUAUUGAACUUAAAACUUUGAAUGUCUCGGAUUUGAUUUUCAAUAUA